Molecule: messenger RNA, 2117 nt
Organism: Hibiscus syriacus
Lineage: Eukaryota; Viridiplantae; Streptophyta; Magnoliopsida; Malvales; Malvaceae
Product: exocyst complex component EXO70H1-like
Exons: 1
Coding region: 142-1995 (617 amino acids)
Biological process (GO): exocytosis
Cellular component (GO): exocyst
Molecular function (GO): phosphatidylinositol-4,5-bisphosphate binding
Source: RefSeq, a predicted model, not a curated record
CUUCAAAGUAGUCCCCAAUUUCCCUAACUCUCGGUUCCCACAUAGUUAUUGGUUUUCUGUUUCCUUUGAGUCAUCAUCGAACUCCGUCCAUUCAUCUUGUUUAUAAGAACGGCUGAUUUGUGUUGUACGCCAAGAAAAGGAAUGUGGACCACCUUAUUCAAAUCACCACCAUCUCCCACCAGGAUGAAUCCACCUUCUUCACUUCACCUUGCUUUUUCAGAGUCAUCAAUGGAAGAAAAUAUUGAAUCUGCCGAAUUUAUCAUCACUAAAUGGGAUUCCUUGUCCGAUAACGAAGACUCCUUCUGUAACACGGCUUCUCCUUUCACCGAUGACAACAAGGAAGAAGCGAAACAGUAUUUGUCUUCCAUUAGGGGUCUGCAAAAAGCUAUGCACUACUUGGUUUCACAUCAAGCAAGUUCCGAGAAGCUUGACCGAGCUCACACACUGAUGCAAACCUCCAUGAAACGGCUCGAGAAUGAGUUUUACCGGAUUUUGAAGUCUAAUCGGUUUUAUCUUGAUCCGGAAUCCUGUUCUACUCUCUUGUCCUCUAUACGAUUGGCUCCCAGGUCAAGCUUUUCAGACUUGGAAAAAUACGAGUCUGAGAACGAGAUUGAGUCACUCCCAGAAGCCCAGCGAGUGUCGUUGGCUGCAAUAGAGGAUUUAAGAGCCAUUGCGGAGGUCAUGAUAAAAUCAGGGUACGCCAAGGAAUGUAUCAAAGUAUAUAAAAUUAUCCGGAAAUCGUUCGUCGAUGAAGCACUUAACAGUCUCGGAGUUGACAGGACUUUGAACUUACAGAAGAUUCGGAAGAUGGAUUGGGAAGUUUUGGAGAUUAAAAUCAAGAAUUGGACGUACGCUAUUAAAACGGCCGCUAAAACGCUGUUUUCCGGGGAGAGAAUUCUCAGCGAUAAAGUAUUCUCUAUUGCGCCUGCUAUGGGGGACUCUUGCUUGACGGAAAUCUCGAAAGAAGGAGCUUUUGCUCUGUUUGAGUUCCCAGAGAAUGUGGCCAAGUGCAAGAAAACUCCCGAGAAAAUGUUCUGUUUCUUGGAUUUAUAUGAAGCGGUUUCCAAUCAUUGGCCCGAGAUUGAAUCAAUGUUCAGCUCUGAAUCAGCUUCAACCGUCCGAUCAACCGCUAGUAACUCCUUAAUCAAGAUUGGUGACGCCGUUCGAACCAUGUUAACGAGCUUCGAAAAGGCAAUUCAAAAGGAUACGUCCAAAUCAACGGUUCCCGGAGGGGGGAUCCACCCUCUCACACGUUACGUAAUGAAUUACCUCUCUUUGCUUACCGAUUACAGCGAGAUUCUCCCCGUCAUCGUCGCAGAUUGGCCGUUAACGAUCCCGUCACCCUUACCGCAGCCCUUCUUUGGCAACCCCGACAGCGAGGAGAGCAUUUCAUCGCCGGUUUCAGUCCGGCUAGCUUGGCUUAUCCUCCUCUUGCUCUGUAAACUCGACGGGAAAGCUACGAUGUACAAGGACGUGGCGCUAUCUUAUUUGUUCUUGGCAAACAAUCUCCAGUACGUUGUCGGAAAAGUCCGUCAAUCGAAUCUGAAUAUUCUCCUCGGUGACGAGUGGGUGGCGAAGCAGGAACAGAAAGUUAGACAAUACGCUUCGAAUUACGUGAGAAUGGGAUGGAGCAAAGUGUUUGCGUCACUUCCCGAAAAUCCAACGGCUGAGAUCCCAAUCGAUCAAGUGAAAGAUCAUUUCAGAAAAUUUAAUUCGGCUUUUGAAGAGGCCUAUACGAAACAGACUUCUUGGGUCGUACCCGACCCAGGACUCCGAGACGAUAUAAAAAUCUCGUUGGCGAGGCGGAUAGUACCGAUCUACAAGGAGUUUUACGAGAAGUACGGAGGAAAGCACCUGAGGAAAGAAAUGUGGGCUGACUCACUUGUCAGAUACACCCAUGAUGAUUUGGGAAAUUACUGGUCGCAUUUGCUCAAUGGGAGCGCAAGUUCGGGGAAUGUUAUGUCAAGUUCAAGCCACGGUGGGCGGAGUCGUUGAACCGAUCCUAUUUUAGCGGAGAAAGAUUCACCGGCGACUUUGGUCUAUACAGGCUCCUGUACAAAGAGGUUUUUGUAAGAAACUGAUUGACACGUGUAUAAAGAAAAUCUUAAUUUAAUUCA